This is a messenger RNA of Saccostrea echinata, 1365 nucleotides long. RefSeq names its product multiple epidermal growth factor-like domains protein 11. The coding region runs from base 1 to 1365 and encodes 454 amino acids. Gene Ontology annotation, molecular function: scavenger receptor activity. The record is from RefSeq and is a predicted model, not a curated record. NCBI's taxonomy places the organism in Eukaryota, Metazoa, Mollusca, Bivalvia, Ostreida, Ostreidae. The transcript is spliced from 10 exons.
AUGGAAUUUUGCGAUCAGACAGUCUCGCGAAUUUUUCCGCUCGUACGGUCCGGAUUCACAGAAGUGACGAGUAGCUCAAUACAUUUGUGGAAGUUCAGUUUGAAUUCCAUUCUGUGGCCAGGAUACAGUAUUGAUGGAGACACAGAUAACACAAAUUAUCAAAAAUGUUCGAUAACAGCUUUAAACCAGAAGGAAGCUUGGUUGAGAGUCGAUUUAAAGGAGGUGUAUAGUCUUCAUUCUGUCAAAAUAUGGUACAGACAAGAAAAUCCAGAAACUAUCUUACAAGAAACCUGCAAAGAAAUAUCUCAAUACGUAUGGAUUUACAACAACCAAUCAAAUGAUAGCGAUGGUGUCAUAUUAGAAGUUUGUGAAAUUCAGAUAUAUGGAUGCCCAACUGGAACAUUUGGAACAAACUGUUCUCAGAACUGUAGCCAUUGUAAGAACACAUUGACCUGUGACGUAGAGACAGGGGCAUGUGACAAUGAUGGGUGUGCUCGAGAGGGAUUUGAAGGAUCUCUGUGUAAAGGAUGCCCAACUGGAACAUUUGGAACAAACUGUUCUCAGAACUGUAGCCAUUGUAAGAACACAUUGACCUGUGACGUAGAGACAGGGGCAUGUGACAAUGAUGGGUGUGCUCGAGAGGGAUUUGAAGGAUCUCUGUGUAAAGCCUGCAAACCAGGUCAAUAUGGGGAAAACUGUUCUUUAAAAUGUGGAAAUUGCAAUUAUAACGAUACUUGUGACAGAAUAACAGGGCAAUGCGAAACGUGUGCACCGGGAUGGAAGAAAACUAAGAAUUGCGAUCAAGAAUGUGACAGUGGGUAUUUUGGACCCCAAUGCACCAACUCGUGCAAAAUUAAUUGCAAUGAAAACAUCUGCGAUCCUGUUGAUGGACGUUGUUUAGAAGGAUGUCGUCCCGGUUGGCAAGCACCACAUUGCAAUGAAACUUGCCCAGAUGAUCGGUAUGGUCGAAACUGUGAAUACAGUUGCAGUAGGUAUUGCUACAAUGCGACCGUGUGCGACAAGCAGACUGGACACUGCCCAGAGGGAUGUAUUGAGGGAUAUCAGGCACCAACCUGCAAGCAAUAUGUGUCGAGGAGUGGCUUUGACAAAACGUCUCUUGGAGUGGGAUUUGGCGCUGGUUCGCUAGUAGCUGUCCUCUUAAUUGUUGUGAUUUGCAUACCUAUAUGCCUUUGGCAUCGACUAAAAAGAAAAAGAAAGCGAGAUCUUAACGCAAAAUAUGAAAAGCCUCAAGAGUUUAUGCAGUCCCCUCAAGAGAUUUCUCAAGGAUCCAAACCAAUGGCCGUAAAACAGAUCUCCCAUUACUAUACAAAGAAAACAGAAGAAGAGGUCAGCAUUGCCUCUUAA